CAGUGGACCACCAGAGGCCGGCUGGGACGGUGGUGCACGCUCCUGCCCGUCUACCGUGCCACCACGUCUGUGAGAGAGGAGACUUGGCUUCACCGCCCUGCCCGCCGUGCGACCUGAUCACGGUGUGUCAGCCAUGUUGUCGACGGUUCUCGGCUGGCUCGGGUGGCUGGCAUCCCUGGUGUUCAGCCCGGUGACCAUCGGUCUCGUGGUGCUGCUCCUGACGCUGGUAUACCGUCAUGUGACGCGCCACAAGAACUUCUGGAAGGGGAAGGGUAUCGCCAAUCUGCCGUAUCGUUUCCCCAUGGGAAACGCGGGAUUCGACUUCUACAAAACACCGUUUUAUCAGACAAACGCAAGGCUCUAUGACGAAUCAAAGAAGGCUGGAGGGUGUUUGGCCAUGAUCGACUGGAUGGGCCCUGCUCUGGCAAUCAGCGAUCAAGAAAUGAUCAAGAAUGUCAUGGUUAAGGACUUUGAAACAUUUUCAGUGAGGCAGCCAGCCUCUCUUAGUAACAGCGAGAGUGUCUUCUCGAAGAUGAUGACCAACAUGAGGGGUCAGGAAUGGAAAGAUGUCCGAAAUAUAUCCACUCCUACUUUUUCUACUGGGAAAAUCCGCAGCAUGACAACCCUUUUGGAGGAGCUUUCAAACACCCUCGCAGACCAAAUGUUCAAGGAGUCCCAGAAGGAUGGAGAGAUCAACGUCAAGGACGUGUUUGCGAGAUACACCAUGGACACAAUAGCGUCGGUAGCGUUUGGUCUGGAAGCCGACUCCAUCCGCAAUCCGGAGUCAGCGAUCGCGAAGAAAGGCGUGCUGCUGAGAAAACCUCCACCCAUGUACAAGAUCCUGAUCUUCAUGAGCGUUUCUUACCUGCCAUCCUUUAUAAGGAAGCGCUUCGAUUUCACCUCUUAUAUAUUUGGGAACAACGCCCUGGAGUUCUUUGUCGACAUCUCAAGGAGAACUAUCAAGGAGCGAGAGGAGCACCCCGAACGGCGCCGCAACGACUACCUUCAGCUGCUCAUCGACUCACGUCGGGACGACAGUCAGGCGCGCAAGCUCACCGACGACGAAAUCACGGCUCAGUGUCUUCUGUUCUUCUUCGCCGGGAACGACACCACAUCAAACGCUCUGACGUGGGCAGCGCGUGAGCUCGCUUUUCACCCAGAGGUGCAGGAACGCGUCCAGGCUGAGAUAGAUGAGGUGCUGAAGUCCGACAAGGACUCCAUCACCUUCGACAAAGUCAACAGCGGCAUGCCGUACCUUGAGUGCGUCCUGACGGAGACCCUAAGGAUGUAUCCCCUGAUGCAACUGACUCGAUGCUCGACUCGCGACUACCCCAUCCCUGGGACGGACGCAGUUCUGCCAGCAAACAGCAUUGUGUACAUGAUGCCGUACUCUAUGCAGCACGACGCAGAUCUCUACCCGAACCCGGAGUCCUUCGAUCCGGAGAGGUUCCUGUCUAACAACAAGGAGGCACGGAACUCGUACACCUACCUGCCGUUCGGUCAGGGACCGCGCAACUGCAUCGGCAUGCGGUUCGCGCUGCUGCAGGCGAAGGUGGCACUGGUGGCGCUGCUGAGGAAGUACUCGCUGGUCACGGGUCCCAAGUCCGGAGAGAUGGAGCCGGUCCUGGAUCCCGGGUUCACGCAAACCCAGGAAAAGGGUGGAACCUGGCUCAAAGUUGUCAGGCGUUAAUCGGUCUGCGCUGCACUGUUCUGCAUGCUUUCAGUGGCUAGGUCGCCCGAAGUUAGUUCUUUAGGUAAUCUGAUUUUCUUUAGAUAUUGUUGUGGAAGCUUGACGCCAUACAAAUAUGUUAUACUUUCUCCUACGCGAGAAAAACAUGACUUUAGCGGCUACAAAUGAUGGGUCUUAAGUGAUACCAAUGAUGCUGAAUGCCGGUUAUCUUGUUGUAGGUGAUGUCGCCAUCUAAUUAAUCUGUUGCAAUGUUUGAGGAAAUAUAAUAUAAAGGAAAUGAGGGAGACCA
Amphibalanus amphitrite is the source of this 1979-nucleotide messenger RNA. RefSeq names its product probable cytochrome P450 6a13. Lineage: Eukaryota; Metazoa; Arthropoda; Thecostraca; Balanomorpha; Balanidae. The transcript has a single exon. The record is from RefSeq and is a predicted model, not a curated record. Bases 134 to 1690 code for a protein of 518 amino acids. Gene Ontology annotation, molecular function: oxidoreductase activity, acting on paired donors, with incorporation or reduction of molecular oxygen; heme binding; monooxygenase activity.